Messenger RNA from Ostertagia ostertagi, 681 nucleotides. The record is from the annotation of a GenBank genome assembly. Lineage: Eukaryota; Metazoa; Nematoda; Chromadorea; Rhabditida; Trichostrongylidae.
AUGAAGAAAGGUAGGACAGCGAUUCAUGUUCUUGAUAACUUAAAUUCAAUUCACAAGGAAAACUUGUUGCAGAUUCUUCCUCUGUCUUUGGUGUUUGUUGGAAUGAUUGCCUUCAAUAACCUUUGCCUUAAACACGUUGGCGUAUCAUUCUAUUAUCUGGGACGUUGUCUCACCACUGUGUUCAAUGUGGUGUGUACCUAUUUGAUUUUGGGCCAGAAAACUUCCGCGCGAGCUAUAGGCUGUUGUUUCGUUAUAGUGGCCGGAUUUCUAAUGGGUGUCGAUCAAGAGGAUGCCUCAGGAACUCUUUCCGUUAUUGGGGUUAUAUAUGGUGUUUUGGCAUCGCUCUGUGUUGCUCUGAAUGCCAUCUACACGCAGAGUUCUCUUCCUAUCGUGGGCGACUCCAUUUGGCGAUUGACUAUGUAUAAUAAUCUCAACGCUUUGGUUCUUUUCCUACCUUUCAUGCUUUUCUUAGGAGAAUUCGGCGAACUACUGUAUUUCCCUCGAUUGUUUAGCCCAGUAUUUUGGAUGUGGAUGUCGCUGUCCGGUGUAUUUGGUUUUCUCAUGGGUUAUGUCACCGGUUGGCAGAUUCCAGGCCACUUCUGCCCUAACUCACAACAUAUCGGGUACAGCCAAGGCUGCUGCUCAAACUGUGAUGGCAGUAGUGUACUUCUCAGAAAUUAA